GAGCUCCCUGUCAUCGAAUUUCCGAAUUUGUACGACAGCCUUCUUCAAGCUUGGUUUGUUCAUAGGCGACCACCACGAUUUUCCAAAUCACCCAUAAAAUUCGAAACUAACACGAAGUCGGUCACCCUUAUUCCCUUUGAGCUUGUGAUCGCAGACCAACCAACUUUUGCCGACAGUCUCGAGACCCGACUCCGUCAAGAUGGUUCAAAUCAGUGAGGUCAAGGGAAACAAUCGCGAGAAUCGCACAGCGGUCCACACCCACAUCAAGGGGCUGGGGUUAAAAUCCGAUGACACUGCCGAAAGACAAGCCGGCGGUUUCGUCGGUCAAGUUGCGGCGCGAGAAGCUGCUGGUGUUGUUGUAGACCUCAUCCGGGCCCAAAAGAUGGCAGGUCGCGGCGUGCUUUUGGCGGGAGGGCCCGGUACUGGCAAGACAGCUCUCGCACUAGCCCUCAGUCACGAACUCGGAACGAAAAUACCCUUCUGCCCCAUCGUCGGCAGCGAAAUCUACUCAACUGAGGUGAAGAAGACUGAAGUCUUGAUGGAGAACUUCCGGAGAGCCAUCGGCCUCAAAGUUCGUGAGACGAAAGAGGUUUACGAAGGAGAAGUCACAGAGCUCACGCCCGAGGAGGCUGAGAACCCGCUUGGUGGGUACGGCAAGACAAUCAGCACGCUGUUGAUCGGAUUAAAGAGCGCGAAGGGCCAGAAGAAGCUUCGGCUAGAUCCUAGCAUAUACGAAGCCAUCCAGAAGGAGAGAGUCACUGUUGGCGACGUUGUAUACAUUGAAGCCAACACUGGUGCUUGCAAGCGUGUAGGACGGUCAGAUGCUUAUGCCACUGAGUUCGAUCUCGAGGCGGAGGAGUACGUGCCUAUCCCCAAGGGUGAGGUGCACAAGAAGAAGGAGAUCGUACAAGACGUCACACUGCACGACCUGGAUGUGGCCAACGCUCGGCCGCAAGGAGGUCAGGACAUCAUGAGUAUGAUGGGCCAGCUGAUGAAGCCGAAGAUGACGGAAAUCACCGAGAAGCUGCGUGGCGAGAUCAACAAGGUUGUCAGCAAGUACAUUGACCAAGGCGUCGCCGAGCUUGUUCCCGGCGUGCUGUUCAUUGACGAGGCGCAUAUGCUUGAUAUCGAGUGCUUUACAUAUCUGAACCGCGCAUUGGAGUCAUCCAUCUCUCCCAUCGUGGUCCUUGCAUCGAAUCGAGGCAUGUGCUCCAUUCGCGGCACGGAUGGUGUUGUUGCUGCGCACGGCAUUCCUCCGGACUUUCUGGCCCGCUUGCUCAUCAUCCCCACCACCCCGUACGACGCCGAUGAAAUCAAACGUAUUGUGCGCAUCCGAGCAACCACGGAGGGUGUCGCCAUUACCGAUGGCGCUGUCGACAAGAUUUCCGAGCAUGGGGUUCGGAUCAGCCUCCGAUACUGCCUCCAACUGCUCACCCCAGCAAGCAUUCUUGCUCGAGUCAACGGUCGCAGUCAAAUCGACAUCAAGGAUGUUGCCGAGUGCGAAGAGCUCUUCCUUGAUGCGCGUCGCAGCGCCAACUUGUUGAGCGGUGAGACAGGCCGGGGCUACAUUUCAUGAUGCUUAGAUGUUAGACGGAUAGCCUGAGACAACGGACGGGAGUCGUCGUAUUUAUUAAUCACACAAGGCUACUACAUUAUUGUGUAAAAAAGGGAUUGGCUGGCGGGAGUUUUGGCUGGUGUUUGGCGUCCCAUGUCCUGGUGGUCGCCAGCAGGACGCAACUUGGUUGGUUGGUUGCGUGUCAAAAAAGACAUUCAAAACGACAACUUCCUUGGUCAGAACAAUGAAAAUGUGAGGACACGUGGAGGGUAGCUAAGCCAAUUUCGGCUGAUACCGGGCUGGUUGCCAGCAACAAGCGAGAGCGCGAGAGAGAGCAUACCG
Messenger RNA from Pseudomassariella vexata, 1897 nucleotides. RefSeq names its product TIP49 C-terminus-domain-containing protein. Lineage: Eukaryota; Fungi; Ascomycota; Sordariomycetes; Amphisphaeriales; Pseudomassariaceae. The coding region runs from base 200 to 1576 and encodes 458 amino acids. Gene Ontology annotation, cellular component: R2TP complex; Swr1 complex; NuA4 histone acetyltransferase complex. The record is from RefSeq and is a predicted model, not a curated record. The transcript is spliced from 4 exons. Gene Ontology annotation, biological process: box C/D snoRNP assembly; regulation of transcription by RNA polymerase II; chromatin remodeling. Gene Ontology annotation, molecular function: ATP binding; DNA helicase activity; ATP hydrolysis activity.